AUGAGUUUGGUUACCGAUUGCAAGUCUGACGCUGAAUUUACUUCUUUCUUGGUAAAGGCCGAAGCCACACCGGUGAUAGCGGACUUCUAUGCUACAUGGUAUGUUUUUACUGUUCUUUCUUGAAUUUUAGGUAAAGCAGGCUUACUGAAAGAGGUAUUUGUAGGUGUGGGCCAUGCAACUUGAUUGCACCAACAUUUAGAGAUUUGGCUCAGAAGUACACUCAAGUCAAGUUUGUGAAGGCUGAUGUUGAUCAUUGUAUUCAGGCCAAGGAAAAGUUUCAAAUCCAAGCUAUGCCUACGUUCGUGGCCAUUAUUAAUGGGUAAGUUUUUAUUUUAUUAUUUGUUUCGAAAUGCGGGGAUUUAGGUAUGAUUUUUAGGUUUUUUUUGAUUAUUUGGUGCGAUGUUGAAUAUCACUUUAUUAUUUUUUUAAUUUUGAUUAUGGUGAACAGAGUUAUAUGAAAAUUUGAGCGAUUGUAGAGGAGUAUUUGAGCUACCUUAUGCAUUCUUUUGUAUAAGUUAUUAAAAACUGUGUGUUGAGAUAUGUUACUCCGACCAAACACCUUAAUUUAGAUAAUAGUUUGGCCUAAAACUGCACAACAGUGCAAAAAUUUCAUGCAUAUAUGUGUUAGCAUUAUCAAAAAAGAAUCUUUUUAGACAAAGAAUGGACACAAUUAAAGGAGGUGACCCCAACAGACUUCACGAUUUUGUUCAAAAAUGGGCCGAAAAGGCUGCUCCAUUGAGUCCAUGUCCAGUAGCUGGUCAAACUGAUUUGACAACUUUUUUGGACAAACAAGGCAUUGAGUGCUUGAAUGAAGAUGACAGCCAGAACAUUCAGGCUAUGUUGGCUGGAAGAUCGGAGUUGAGGUCGGAUUGUGAUGAACAACUUAUCAUCAAUAUACCAUUCAUUACUCCAGUCAAGGUUCACUCGAUUGAAAUUAAGGGAAAAGGUAAGUGGGCUGGUUUUGGUUGUCAAUGGGUUUUUAGGGGUAUUUUAGAGGUUUUUUAUUUUUCAAACUUGUUUUAUCAAUUUCAGGAGAUCACGCUCCAAAAGACGUUAAGAUCUUUGCCAACGUUCCUCACACUAUUGACUUCGACAAAGCUCAAAGUGCCGAACCAAUCCAAACCCUGAACUUUGUGGAUGACCAAGUUCAGAGCUUGAAGUUUGUCAAAUUCCAGAAUGUGAAGAAUAUUCAAUUGUUCAUUGCCAACAACAAAGGUGAUGAAGAUGUCACUAUCAUCGAAGAUAUCCGACUUUAUGGUUCAGCCGUGGGCCAAACUCAAAUGCAAGAUUUCAAGCGGGUAGGUACUUCUAAAUAGCCGAGAUUGUAUUAUAAUGUAGCUACUACUUUGUGAUAUUUUGGGCGGAUUUUUUUUGUUAAUAGGGAGUGUUUUUUGAAUUUUUGUAAAGUAAAAAUGUUAAUUUUAAAACAUUGUGAAAGAAGCCCAAUAUACUAUUUUAGGUAACAAAAGUGACUAAAUCACGAAAUUUUUCAAUUUCAGGUAUCCGGAAAGGUUGGAGAAGCCGGCCAUUAA
Messenger RNA from Bursaphelenchus okinawaensis, 1532 nucleotides. The record is from the annotation of a GenBank genome assembly. Lineage: Eukaryota; Metazoa; Nematoda; Chromadorea; Rhabditida; Aphelenchoididae.